Messenger RNA from Neurospora crassa OR74A, 1161 nucleotides. RefSeq lists its product as hypothetical. Lineage: Eukaryota; Fungi; Ascomycota; Sordariomycetes; Sordariales; Sordariaceae. Bases 1 to 864 code for a protein of 287 amino acids. The record is from RefSeq and is a predicted model, not a curated record. The transcript has a single exon.
AUGAAGUACAGCGCAGCUCUCACUCUCGGGGGUGCUCUCGCCUCCGUCCAGGCCCAAUGGCUCGAUACCGAAUCUGUCAGCUGGCCUGAGCUUGAAGCUCUCGGCGGCGGCUACCGCCCGUGGGGUGGUAUCGAUAUCGGUGAUCCCAGCAUCAUGCCCCUCGAGUACAUUCUUGGGGAGCUCAAUGCUAUCACCGGAGACUAUCCCUACAGCUACUACUACCCCUACGCCUACUACCCUCCUCCGCUCACCAUUCCCCGCCCGAUCCCUGGCUACCCGGUCAACACGGUCGGUUACCUCCUGCCCACCACAACCAUUCAAUUCAACCAGCUCAACCGCCAGGCGGAUUGCUCUGCACCGGGCGGGCGCAUCGAGUAUCUCACCGACCCUACCGAUACAGAAACACCAAUUGUAACCGACACCAGAACCCAAGUCACUUUCACCUUCCCGCUCGACGUCCUCGACAAAAACUGCCAGUUCAUCUUCUUCCUCGGCAACACCAGCACCAUUAACGGCUCGGGCAGAUUCCUUCUGCUGCAGAACGAAACCCCAACCACAUCAUGCCCUACCGAGGACCCCCCGACCAUCCCGGAGACCGAACAGGCUGUGAUUGCCGGCUAUCAAGCCAAACUCGCUGAUCUUGCCGUAGUUGAUGAUUCCAGAGGCAAUGCGUAUCUGGUGGGGCCCAAUACUGCAUGCCCGAUCCCCGGAACUGUCCUGACGCUGGAACUUCGCGGCUUGGAUGACUCGGCAGAUGCGAAUGAGCCUACGACUGACACUAUUGCGUGGAACGGCAUCUUCUCUGGCCCCGCAAUCAAGUACACGACUCCGCCGUCUGACACGCCGACCACCAACUCUCAGUAAUGUCGAGCUAGGCAACACUGUUGAUUGACGAGAUCCCAAUCUACAACAUCCUCCCAAUCAGAAACAUGUCGAUUCCUUGUCGAGAAAACCUAUCUUACCCUCACUUCUGUCCUGUUCUCUGGGCGAGGCCCUGUUGUGGUCUAAGCCUGUACCUUGUAUCCAAGUAAGGGUAUUGGCGGUGAUGGUCUUUGUUUUGGGGUGUGCUCGUGGUAUCGAAGCACGAUCUUUUUGCGGCAAACAGUGGCAGGUUGUUAGUGAUGCUCAAUAGAAAACAAUACAAGCAGGGCUUAUCAACUU